AUGGAUAAUAUGAUGAACAAUUUUUAUGCUCAACAAACUACUCGACAAGAAGCACAAGGCACUCUACAAACAUCACCUUCAACUUUACGAAGCUCUGCAUCAUCUUCUUUCGCCACUCCUAGGACCGCGAGAUACAAUAAUGAUGAUUACAAUCAAGUUCUUGAAUUUAAAAUUCAAUUAAAACAUAUAAGAAAACCGGCAAUCUGGCGUCGUAUUCAAGUACCAUAUGAUUACACCUUUUUUCAAUUUCAUUUAGCAAUUCAAUGUUGCAUGGGAUGGCUUAAUUGUCAUACGCACGUGUUUCGUGCGCAAGAAGGUUUCGAAUAUGGUAACCCUCACAUUGAGAUAAAUUUUCCCGGAAUACCAAAAGUGCGAGAAGAAAAAUCAAACCUAAUCAAAGAUUACUUUCAUAGUAAAGGACAAAUAAUGGAAUAUGAAUAUGAUUCGGGAGAUUCAUGGGAACAUGUUAUUACAUAUGAAGGUGUAUUUGAUCGUAAACAAAGUACUCAAUAUCCAAAAUGUUUGAGAGGUAGAGGUAAAUGCCCUCCUGAAGAUAUUGGUAGUUAUGAAGGUUUUGAAAGGUUUAAAGAAAUCAUAAAAGAUAAAAAUCAUCCCGAAUAUGAAGAAUUUAGUAAUUGGUAUGGUGAAAGCGAUGAUUAUGAUCCUAAUGAAUUUGAUAAAGAUUCUGCUUUUAAUGGUUUAGAACUUAUGCAUGAUUUUAGGGAUGUCAGCGAUUACUGUUAG
Funneliformis caledonium is the source of this 744-nucleotide messenger RNA. NCBI's taxonomy places the organism in Eukaryota, Fungi, Glomeromycota, Glomeromycetes, Glomerales, Glomeraceae. The record is from the annotation of a GenBank genome assembly.